This is a messenger RNA of Prunus armeniaca (apricot), 1563 nucleotides long. Lineage: Eukaryota; Viridiplantae; Streptophyta; Magnoliopsida; Rosales; Rosaceae. The record is from the annotation of a GenBank genome assembly.
AUGGCCUUCACCUCUUUAGGCGUCAUAGUCAAAUCCAGCCAAGAGCUCCCUUGUUCACAUAUCUUAGUUCUAGAACUGGACAAGCCCGAAUUGUCUACUUACGAAUUGAGGAUUAUAAGCCUCCACUACAUAUGCACACCUAUUAUCAGUAUGUACCCCGCCAAAGGUGAUGACAGAAUAGGAAGAGGCUUCAAUGAAGUGGAGACUAGGACGUCUUCAAGGGAUGGCAGUGUUAGCCAAAAACUGUCUUGGGCAAACCGAGUGGUCCUGAGGACGUUGCUAAGGUUCACAUCAAGAUUUCGCUUCUUUCACUUAUUUGAAAGAAACUUAUUCCUUCUCUUUCUAAUUGCAGCUUGUGGUGCUGUUCCAUCAUCUGGUGGUGUUCUUCCUAAAGAGGAGAGAGUGGAAAUGCCUACUGCAUCACCCCUUCCUUCUCGUCCUUCUGGCUCGAAUCCAGGUCCUAGGGACAAAGGGAAGGCUCAUUUGGUAGAUGAUGAUGAUGAAGAAGAUGAAGAAGAAGUAGUGCCACUUCAGAGAAAGCGUGGAGCUUCUUCUCCCCCAACUCCAGAUGUUAAUCCUGAAUCCACUCCUGAGGAAGGGACCGGUGAGAAGAGAGCAAGGAGAGAUUCUCCUUCUAGGGAGGAGGGAAGGCCUGAGAUGGCUUCUACGCCAAUAUCUCAGAGACCAGGGAAAGAAAAAGUCUCGGAACCUCCUACUGUGGAUAAAAGGCUCCAACAGAUUCACCAGAAAGUGAGGACCAUCAAGCUUGAGGAAGGGGAAGAUCAUCCACCUUAUGAAUCGCAAUCGAGCUCGAAUACAACUGCGAGAAGGGGUGUGGUUGGGAGGAGAAUUCCUAUCUUUCCAGGCUCAAGUAUGCCUGAGGGUUCCGGGCCUAGAGCUAAGUGUGCUGUUAACCUUACAAGUGCAGAGGGUAGGCAGAUUAUCAUGGAGCUGAGGAAGCCUGAUGUAGUGCUUGGUGGCAUAGUGGAAGGGCUCAAGACUCUUUGGAAUCUAAUCAAGGCUCCCUAUUUUGAUCCAUUGGCGAAUCCUAAUGCUUUAUCAAGGAUGCAGCCUUUAUCAAGGAUGCAACCUCUGCUCAGUCAGAUUGCUCUAGUAAAGCCUCAUCUUGCCCUCGCAUGCCAUUCUCUGGAACAAUGGUUGAGCAAGACCUCGAAGCACAUCAGUAUGAUCAACGAGAUUCUUCCUUCCACGAGAGAUCCUAAAGAGGUUUUGGAGGAUCACUGUGAAAAUAAGGCCCAUUUUGUGGAACUUGAUGAGGCCACUGAAGAUAUCUUGGACAGGUUUGAAGAAUUGGAAGGAGAGAAAGAUAGCUUGAGAGCUGAUAUUGCUAUUGACCUUUCCUUGAAAGCGCAGUUAGAGUCUAAGUUAGAAAAAAUUCAGGCCCGAAUUGCUGCCAGUGAGCCUGUUGUUCAAGACUUGAUUUCUCGCGCCUUUCGGGCAAGGUUGGCCAGUAAGAAGAUGGCUUCUGUGCGCCGAGCCCUUGACUUGGAUAUGGACAAUCUGACAAAUCUUAUUUCUACUGUUUUAGAAUUUAUAGCUUGA